Molecule: messenger RNA, 3688 nt
Organism: Rosa chinensis
Lineage: Eukaryota; Viridiplantae; Streptophyta; Magnoliopsida; Rosales; Rosaceae
Product: putative disease resistance protein RGA3
Exons: 4
Coding region: 57-3497 (1146 amino acids)
Biological process (GO): defense response to other organism
Molecular function (GO): ADP binding
Source: RefSeq, a predicted model, not a curated record
AAUUCUCUCUGCUACAUUUGUUUCCUCUAGUUCUUUUUCUGGAAACAAACAGCAACAUGACCGAAAUAGCAACUCACGCUGUGGGGAUUGCCAUCACUAAAUUGUCUCAUCUUGUCACCACGGAGUUUCUUGCAUUCACUAAUGUCAAGGAUGACCUGGAAUCCCUCAGAAGCACUCUAACAGAUGUUCGGGAGUUGCUUGGAAUUCUGGAAAGAAAUCGGCCGAAUUCUUCAGGUUUCGAACAGAUGAACAAUUGGCUCAAGAAGCUUCAAGUAGCAGCUUAUGAUGCAGGGGAUUUAAUCGCGUCCUGGGCAGUAGAAUAUCACCAAUGGAAGACGAAGAAGCAGGUACGAAAAUUCCCUCUUCCAUUUAGUGCUUCAAAAUUUUUCUUUCAGCAUCAAGAAUCAUGUGACUUGAGAGAAAUUACAGCGAGAAUAAAUAAGAUUUUACAAGAUGGACAAGUCUAUAGAACAAUCAUUGGAGUGCCUAGGAGUGAAAGUUUUUCACGGCAAACUGGCUCUCUUUCUAGCAAUAUAAUUGAGGGCAGGGGAGAUGAUGUAGAGAACAUAAUAAAACUGCUGAUACCAGAUGAAGAAGCCAAUGAUGAGGGCAGUAUUGCUUUUAUUCCAAUUGUGGGGAUGGGGGGCUUGGGUAAAAGUAAAACAACUCUCGCUCAACUCGUAUAUAAGAAUGGCAGGGUUCAUGAACAUUUUAAAAGAAAAUUCUGGGUUUGUGUCACAGAAACUUAUGACGAGACUAGAAUUCUCAAACGAAUGUUGGAGUCUAAUGAGAUUACUUUUGAUGCCAAUAUCACAUUCGAGGUACUGCAAGACCGAGUUCGUGAACUCGUGGCUGAAAAACGAUUUUUACUUGUUCUAGAUGAUUUAUGGAACAAUAAUUAUAUGGAUUUGGAGCCACUAGAAAAUUUACUGAAACAAGGGGUCAGUGGAAGUAAGGUCUUGGUUACUAGUCGGAACAAUGAAGUUCGGAAGAUUACGGGUGCAAAAUCCUCCUAUAGCUUGCGACAUUUCAAUGAUAAAGAAUCACUGUCGUUAUUCGAAAAAAUUGCCUUUGAAGGAAGGAGUCCGCCAGAUGAGUUGAAGGAAUAUGCAAAGCAAAUUGUAAACAAGUGCAACGGUUUACCUCUGGCAGUAAAACAAAUGGGGGGUCUGCUACGUGGAAUCACUGAUGCAAGUGAGUGGAAAUAUGUCGCUAGAAGUGAAAUAUGGGAACUAGAAAAAGAUAAAGUACUGCCUGCUCUUCGAUUGAGUUAUAAUCAUCUGUCUUCAGCUCUGAAGCAAUGUUUUGCGUAUUGUUCCCUGUUUCCAAAAGCUUAUGUUUUUGAAAAAAAUGAGUUGAUCAAAUUAUGGAUGGCAGAAGCAUUCAUUCAACCUCAUGACAGACACAGGACAGAAGACAUAGGAAGCAGAUACUUCAAGGAGCUGUCAGACAGGUUCUUCUUUGAGAUCUCGGCGGAAGACAAGAGCAAGUGUAGAAUGCAUGAUCUUAUCCACGACUUGGCGCUAUUAAUUUCCUCUCCCUUUUUCUGCCAAGUGGAAGAUACUGUGCCAAAGAGUUUAGACGAAGUAUCUCGCCAUGUAUCACUGCUUUCGAAUGAGGUUGAGCAGCCCCUUUCAGAAAUAAUAAAAAAAUCAAAGAAGCUGCGCACACUUUUAUUGCCAGUGAAACACUUCAAAGCCUUUGGGAAAGCUGAACGUGCAAUAUUCCAUUCACUUAAGUACAUGCGCACGCUAGAUUUGAGUUCAAGCACACUUCAAGAACUGUCAGGCUCAAUCGAGAAUUUGAAGCUUUUGCACUACCUUGAUUUAUCAAAAACUGAAAUAAAAAAGCUUCCCGAUUCGAUAUGCAACCUCUGCCAUUUGGAGACGUUGAAACUUUCAGAUUGCCCUUGGCUUUUCACUUUGCCCAGGAAGCUCAAAACUCUUGUCAACCUGAGACAUCUGGAGCUAGAUGAAAUGUUCUGGUACAAGGUAUCAACGCUUCCAAAAAGCAUGGGGUGUCUAACCAGUCUACACAAUCUUCACAAAUUUCAGGUUGGCUGCAAUACAGGAUACAAACUUCAAGAAUUGAAGAACAUGGAGUACCUUACAGGGUUCCUGCACAUCUCAAACCUGGAAAAUGCAGUGGAUGCAGGGGAGGCCAACUUGAAAGAAAAAGAAAUGAUUGAUAAAGUGGUAUAUGAAUGGAGCAGCAGCAAUCUGAAUUUGCAAGAUGAAGACGCCAAGCAGGUACUCGAAGACCUGCAGCCUCACCCGAGGGUUCAAGAGAUCCAAAUCUGUCACUACAGAAGCUGUGAGUUUCCAAUUUGGAUCAGAUACGGAAAGUAUGAGAACUUAACUUCUAUAUAUUUGAAUCAUUGCACAAGGAUCAAAAUCCUCUCACUUGGCGAGUUACCCAACCUCAGAGAACUCCGUCUCAAGAACAUGGCAGAAAUGAUGGAAUGGAAGGAAGAGAACGACGUGUUCCUCUUGAGUCUAAAGAUUAGUGGCUGCCCAAAGCUGACAAAACUGCCCGGCUACUUUCCUGUAUUACAUAGUAUGAAGAUCAAGAAUUGUGAAUCAUUGGAUACCCUUCCAGUUGGCCCAGUGGAAUUCAUAAGACUUGCUGGCAAUCCUGUGCUGAAGCACUGGACUGAAGUCAAUGUACUAACAAGGAGAGUUGUCGAUGGUCGCCUGGUCACAAGUCAUGGCAUGACAAGUCAUUAUCUGUUGGAAGCAAACAUUAUCAACUGCCCUGAACUGCAGAGGUUGCCAAGAGAACUCCAUCCACAGAAACUGGAAAUAAGCGGCUGCAAGAACUUGCGCACCCUACCAGAUGCAGACCAUGCAGAAUGGCUUGGGGUUUUAGCAUUGGAUGCAUGCCAUGAUGAAACAUUAGUUGGUAUGAUCCCCAGUUCUGGGAGUUUAUAUUCCUUGGUGAUUUCUAACAUCCCAAAUCUCAUUUGUCUUCCAAAGUGGCCCAGUCUCCCCAGCCUCCAAGCAUUGUAUAUCCGUGAUUGCACAGACCUUGAAUAUCUAUUCAACCAAGAGAAUGGGAACGGGUUGUUCGAUGGCUACAACUCUCUAAAGCACCUCUCCAUCCGUAACUGUCCUAAACUUCUGACACUGCCUGCUGAAGGUCUCCCAGCCAGUCUUCAAGUUUUGAGUAUUGGCCAAUGUGAAAGUCUCAGUUCGUUUGGCCCCAGGGAAGUACUCGCAAAACUCACAUCCCUUGGUGAUCUCUACCUUGAAGAUUGCCCUGCACUCCAGUCCUUGCCAGAGGAAGGCCUGUCAGCGUCCCUCCAACAUCUGUCCAUCCAAGGAUGCCCCUCGCUGGUAAGAAGCUGUGCAAAAGAUGGCAGCGAUUGGCCAAAGAUCAAGGACAUCCCCGAUCUGGAAAUAGAGAUGCCAUCUACUGAAACCACUUCAGCACCAUGGUACAAUCCUUUUAGGAACCGCGGAGGAAACAAGUCCAAAGGAAAGAAGGCUUCGGAAUGAUGCCAAGCUUCUGGAAUUGCACAAAAGGGAGGUCAAGUUGGAUGGAAGACUCGAUGUUGGCUAAGUAAACGGGUUUAAGGGAAGACUGGCAGCCUCUUUUGUGUUCUUAUUUUCCCUUUAAUUUGCUUGAUGAGUAAUGUAUUUUGUUUGAUUUAAAAACAAAACCCAAAAAAUAAAUAAUAUAAAAAAUA